Molecule: messenger RNA, 1327 nt
Organism: Prosopis cineraria
Lineage: Eukaryota; Viridiplantae; Streptophyta; Magnoliopsida; Fabales; Fabaceae
Product: protein PALE CRESS, chloroplastic
Exons: 8
Coding region: 164-1096 (310 amino acids)
Biological process (GO): cellular response to light stimulus; leaf development; leaf morphogenesis
Cellular component (GO): etioplast; amyloplast; chloroplast
Source: RefSeq, a predicted model, not a curated record
UCGUGAGGAGCGGAUCCAGUUCUCUUAGUCGACGAACAAACAUCCCAUAUUCUGUUGGAACUUGGAAGCCGUCCACCAUUGUCAGCCCUGCGUGGUUGUUCUCGGGCAAGCAGUGAAGAAGGCUCGAAACCUAGGGCUUUUUCUGCUCCCAAAAUCCGAAAGGAUGAGAAUGACAGUCUUGGCUCUUCCGUGCCCUUGGCUUUUGCCAUCAAUUUUUUCAUGUUCAUCCCUUGUAAGGGUUCCUACAUUUUCUUGCAAAUACACAUCAACCCCAGUUUUAAGAAGAUGCGUGGACAAGGAAAAGGAAGAGGUACUACUGGAAGGGAUGCCAAAAGAGUAUUAUGAUGAUGAAUGGCAAGCCCAACAACGUGAAAGGACAAAGGAGUUGCAGCGAUUACGCAAGGAGGAAGAGGAGGAGGAAGAAAGCAAAAUUGAGGAAUAUCGUGAAAUUGGCAUGCGGUUGAAGGAAUAUCCAGAAGAAGAUGUCAUAAAAGCUCGGAAAUUGGUUUCAAGCUUUAUAAGAGCUGCUGAAGAAGUAGAAGAGAAAAUUGAGGAAGCUGCUGAGAAAGGAGAACUUACCGAACUUGUUUUAAUGGUCAUAUGGAAUCGCCUUGAUCUUGCCCGACGUGAUGAGGAAAAGGAUGCUGUUAGAAGCCUGGAUCUGUUAUAUAGAAGGGUUGAGACUGAGAUCUUGAAACGUGAGGCUUCUCCUGCAAUGAGGUUGCUCAAUGACCUUUUGAUUAUGCAUGAUGGCAUUAAUGAACAUGAGUGGCUGAAGAAUUGUAAAAAACUUAUGGUCGAUACAUUUCCGCGAGAAGAUCCAUUUAGCAUUCUUGUUCCACAAGGAUUUGAUAUAGAGAAGCAUCAAGGGCCGAUACGACCUCCAGUUGAAGAUGAUGAUGUUCUUUUGAGGGUGGACUUUAUAAGGGAGGUGGAUGCAUUGCUGCAAGAGGUUCGUUCUGAACAAGAUGAAGUGCAUAAUAAUCCAGGGUUUGAUCCUGAAUCUGUUGCUAAUAGAUUGAAGCAACAAGAGAAGCAACGGACAAUACACCAGGUAGAAGCUCUGCUUGACUUGGCCGUUGGGCUGCAAUUGUAGCUAUUUGAUCCAUUUCUUCGGUGACAGGGGAGGCUGAUGGUUUUAAGAAUUUCAAUUUUUUUUCCCUUCAUUAUCAUCUCCAGUUAGUUGUAUAUUAACUUUUUUUUAGGGGGGGGGUGUUUACAAUAGGGCUGUGAGCGAAUGGCGUCAGUAAUCGAGUUAGCUCGACUUUGCCUCUGGCAUCUCCAAACUAACUAAUAAAUAAAGCUUUGUCAAAUUGCUUUGGGUUAA